AUGUUAAAUAAAGAAAAUAAUAUUAUAUUCUUAUAAGCUAUUUAAGAAAAAUAGUUUAACAAAGCUUAUAAAAUAGGAUCACAAAUUUUGAAUAAGAACCCUAAUGAAUAAAGCAUCAAGAGAUUCAUGAUAUUUUUGUAAAAUAAUCUCCAAGAUUGUAAUAUAUUUAUCUAAUUUUUGUGAAUUAUUAAAGCGAGGAAGAAGAUGAUGAAGAAGAAUAGGAUGAAUAUGAUUACGAGAUCGAACUUUAUUAAAAAAGAUAAAAAAAAUAUAAGAAAGCAUAAGUAUGAUUUGCUAUAAAAGUAGCCAAUUAAGGUGAAUAAGCCUGAAAGAAAUCAUGAAAUCAAAAAUAUAUAUGAUAUGAGAAAUAAAUAAAUAGAAAUGCCAGUUAAAACAAAGAAAUAAAUCUAAUAAAUUAGAAAUCUAAAACAAACAAACAAAAUGUCAAAUAAAUAAUUAAACAAACCAUCUGAUGUACAAUAGAUUAAAACGAUUGUUCCUUAAAUUUCCAUACAGUUUCCUUCUUUAGUGCGAAAAUGA
Messenger RNA from Paramecium octaurelia, 540 nucleotides. The record is from the annotation of a GenBank genome assembly. Lineage: Eukaryota; Ciliophora; Oligohymenophorea; Peniculida; Parameciidae.